CGCAUCCAACCUGCUGUCGCCGCGGCCGGGCCGAGCCGAGCGCAGCGGGCGCCACGCGCAGAGCACACGCUCGCGCGCUCCAGCUCCGGGUCUCCGCCGUUCAUGACCGUGACCCCCCCACCCCCGGGCCGCAGGUUCCGCCAGCCCCCUGCCGCAGGCUCUUCGGCCGCUCCCCCCACCCCCACCCCCAAACGAGCGCCUCGGAGCUAGCCUGCGCCCCCUGCCCGCUGCCCGCCUGCGGCUGCCCGGCUCGCCUGGCACCAUGCUGCCCGCGCGCGUCCGCCUGCUCACGCCCCACUUGCUGCUCGUGUUGGUGCAGCUGUCCCCGGCCGUCGGCCACCGCACCACCGGCCCCAGGUUUCUAAUAAGUGACCGUGACCCUCAGUGCAAUCUCCACUGCUCCAGGACUCAGCCCAAACCUAUCUGCGCAUCAGAUGGCAGGUCCUACGAGUCCAUGUGUGAGUACCAGAGAGCCAAGUGCCGAGACCCAGCCCUGGGCGUGGUCCAUCGAGGUAGAUGCAAAGAUGCUGGCCAGAGCAAGUGUCGCCUGGAGAGGGCUCAGGCCUUGGAACAGGCCAAGAAGCCUCAGGAGGCUGUGUUUGUCCCAGAGUGUGGUGAAGAUGGCUCCUUCACACAGGUACAGUGCCAUACUUACACAGGGUACUGCUGGUGUGUGACCCCCGAUGGCAAGCCCAUCAGUGGCUCUUCUGUGCAGAAUAAAACUCCUGUCUGUUCAGGUCCGGUCACCGACAAGCCCUUGAGCCAGGGUAAUUCAGGAAGGAAAGUCUCCUUUCGUUUUUUUUUAACCCUCAACUCAGAUGAUGGCUCUAAGCCCACGCCCACGAUGGAGACCCAGCCUGUGUUUGACGGAGAUGAAAUCACAGCUCCUACAUUAUGGAUUAAGCACUUGGUAAUCAAAGAUUCCAAAUUGAAUAACACCAAUGUAAGAAAUUCAGACCAAGCAGAAGUAGGAGCUGUGGCUCCUGAGAUGCUUCGUGACAUUCCAGAGAAAGUCCAUUCUUGUGACCAGGAGAGGCAGAGCGCCCUGGAAGAGGCGCGGCAGAAUCCCCGCGAGGGCAUUGUGAUUCCCGAGUGUGCCCCUGGUGGGCUCUACAAGCCGGUGCAAUGUCACCAGUCCACAGGCUACUGCUGGUGUGUCCUCGUGGACACAGGGCGCCCGUUGCCUGGGACUUCCACACGCUAUGUGAUGCCAAGUUGUGAGAGUGAUGCCAGAGCCAAGAGUGCAGAGGCGGAUGACCCUUUCAAGGACAGGGAGUUACCAGGCUGCCCCGAAGGGAAGAAGACAGAAUUUAUUACCAGCCUGCUGGAUGCCCUCACCACAGACAUGGUUCAGGCCAUUAACUCAGCAGCGCCCACUGGAGGUGGGAGGUUCUCAGAGCCCGACCCCAGCCACACCCUGGAGGAGCGAGUGGCACACUGGUACUUCAGCCAACUGGAUAGCAACAGCAGUGAUGACAUCAACAAGCGGGAGAUGAAGCCGUUCAAGCGCUAUGUAAAGAAGAAAGCCAAGCCCAAGAAAUGUGCCCGGCGUUUCACCGACUACUGCGACCUGAACAAGGACAAGGUCAUCUCACUGCCUGAGCUGAAGGGCUGCCUGGGUGUUAGCAAAGAAGGUGGUAGCCUUGGCAGCUUCCCCCAGGGAAAACGAGCAGGCACAAACCCAUUCAUUGGACGCCUUGUCUAAGGAGCAGAAACACCAAGAGGCCAGUGGAGAGUCUGAGGAGACAGAACUGACCAUCAGAGAAGACACGUACCCUUCAGCGCUGCCCGUGGCCCAGCCACAGCCCAUGUAACAUAAGUGGUGCCCGCCAUGUUUGCACUUUUAAUAACUCUUGUGUGUGUGUUUUGUUUCCAGUUUCAUUUGUAAACACCAGCUAUCUAAUACCACAGCGGGAACAGGAAAGGGAAGAAAAGCUGUUUAUUCUCUCUUUUAUUUGUUAAGUGUUGGAUCUGCUACUGACAACUUUUAGGUUAUUGGGAGGGUGAUGUUGGGAUCCAGAGGAAAGAGAUUUAUAUACUGUAUAUAAAUAUAUAUGUAAAUUGUAUAGUUCUUUUGUACAGGCAUUGACAUUACUGUUUGUUCCUUCCCUUCCCUCUCCUUACUCUGGACUCACAGUCCAGCUUUCUCAGAUUGUAUCCUUAACUUACCUGAGUUUCACUGGAGAUGGACUCUGUGUGAGAGUAGAUGAGAAUGCCAUGCUUGUGCCAUGGACACCAUCAGUUCUCUUCUGGGAGAAAGGGAAUACUCUUCUAUGCCAUUAGCUGUCCAAGUCCAGUCACUUGGCCAUUGGCUGGGUAGGAGGGGAACCCAGCUCACGUGAUGGCCAGUAUGGCUUCCAAUUCCCUGGUGGCCCACAUGCCCCUGCUAGCCAGGUGCCCUGGCAGUCUGGGGUAAAUAUCUGAGCAAGUUAUACUUGAAUGGGCUGAAUUUGGCUACUUUAAACAUUUCCACUCCUGUUUAGCAGCUACUCUUAUGUAGGACCUGAUAGAGACACACCAAGCACCUGAGGAAAAGGACACCCCAGCAGGGCUUUCCUUCAUCAGGUCUUUGGCACCCAAGGAGAUGGUGAAGAGGACAGAUGGCCUGCGCCAGCCCUUCUGCCAACCCACAAGAGAGUUUCCACAAGCAUGCCUCCCCCAGCACGGGAGUCAGUCUGGGUUUGACUUCCACGCUUUCCCGCUACCUCUCGUCCUCACCCUCACCAAUCGGGUCAGCCAUUUGUUAACCAACACUGGAGUUGCUCUUACUCCUUCAAUUCUUCUCAUGGACUUCCAGACCUAUGGGCCAACUCUAGAAGUAAAAUUGACACUGCAUCCCUUACUUCUGCCUCCCCACGUAGAAUAGACUUAAUAACCCAGCUACAGGGAAAUCCAGGCCUUUGCACAGAGUGUCACUGGGAUUACAGAGUGGCCACCCAGCCAUCAGGGCAGAUAAGACAGAUAAGGUUUUUUUUUUGUCUAGGUGACACGCUGAUUCAGAUGGCCUUCAGUCAGAGCAGCAAGUGACACUUAGCAGCUCUCCCUAUGGUCAGCGAUGAUGGCAGCGAGGGAGGUUAGAACGGUGCUUUUGCUGGCAUGCUCUUGGCAAUCUGGCCUUGUCUGCCAUUCCAUCUCAGCAUCCCAUAAGUACACCCACCUUGGUAAACCAUAUUCUGUCUUGGUCGCAUACAUGCUGUUCACCUCCCUGAGCACAGCCUCUUCAGGCUUGAUUUGAUGAAGUCUCGGCUACAGAAGCUUCCUGCUGUUCUGGAGAAAGUCACAUACAUUGUCCCAUGAUGAUGAAUGACCCUGUCCUGACAGGCUAAGGUAGAAAAGAAGUCUUCUCUAGGAGCCUUCACCAAAACCACCACAGCGUGCUGGAGCUGGAUGAGAUGACCCUCCCAGCAGACUCCAGCCCCAUUUCCUGGCGUGAAGAAAACGUGUGCACAGAGAAGCCACCUUCACGUAGGAGCUCAGGAUCUUCCCAGCCACCUUCUCUCUCACAGAUGGGCAGAGGCUGUGCUGUGUGGUUUUCCCUUGGGAGGGAGGGAGCAAGGAAAGAGUAUUUGUAGCUUGUUUCAUAAAAAAAUAAAAAGUGGGUAAACCUUG
Molecule: messenger RNA, 3609 nt
Organism: Psammomys obesus (fat sand rat)
Lineage: Eukaryota; Metazoa; Chordata; Mammalia; Rodentia; Muridae
Gene: Smoc1
Product: SPARC related modular calcium binding 1
Exons: 14
Coding region: 263-1705 (480 amino acids)
Biological process (GO): extracellular matrix organization
Cellular component (GO): basement membrane
Molecular function (GO): extracellular matrix binding; heparin binding; protein binding
Source: RefSeq, a predicted model, not a curated record